Trypanosoma grayi is the source of this 621-nucleotide messenger RNA. Its product is annotated as MAF-like septum formation protein. Gene Ontology annotation, molecular function: nucleoside triphosphate diphosphatase activity. The record is from RefSeq and is a predicted model, not a curated record. The transcript has a single exon. The coding region runs from base 1 to 621 and encodes 206 amino acids. NCBI's taxonomy places the organism in Eukaryota, Euglenozoa, Kinetoplastea, Trypanosomatida, Trypanosomatidae.
AUGACAAGUCGGGAUGCGGAAAGACGGACGAUGGUAAUAGGCACAAGCUCAGCUUUUCGUGCCAAAAACCUACGCCGCCAUUUUGGUGAUGUGUUCCAGGAGUUUCUGCUGCUUCCGCCUGAUAUUGAUGAAAAAGCUUACCGUGCCAGUGACCCUUACACGUUGACAGAGCUUAUUGCACGAGCCAAGGUGCAGGCUGUCCUGGAGAAACUGAAGGACACACAGCCUCCUGUUACACACGGUGUCGUCGUUGCUUUCGAUCAGGUAGCAGUGAAAGACGGUGAGAUACGUGAGAAACCAGUCUCGGUGCAGGAGAACAAAGCGUUUCUUUCAUCAUACUCGGGUAGCAGCGUGCGUACGGUUGCCGCUUACGUUGUCUGUGCACUUGACACUGGAAAGAUUCUGGUGGAGCACCAGGAUACUGAGACUUUUUUCUCCCCGUUCGGCGAGGAUGUUGUAGACGCCAUCAUCGCUCGUGGGGCAAGCAUGAAUGCUGCUGGUGGGUUUGUGGUGGAGGAUGAGGAUCUGAGUCGCUAUGUGGUGCGUGUUGUGGGGACUUUUGAUGGUGUCUGCGGGAUGGACCCCGAUGUAAUGGCGCGAUUGUUGAAGCAGAUACAGUAG